Molecule: messenger RNA, 1191 nt
Organism: Gadus chalcogrammus (walleye pollock)
Lineage: Eukaryota; Metazoa; Chordata; Actinopteri; Gadiformes; Gadidae
Exons: 3
Coding region: 7-1191 (394 amino acids)
Source: RefSeq, a predicted model, not a curated record
AUCAAAAUGUCUACGGAAGAAGAGUGCAUUUUAUUGCUCCUUUUACACCGGCAACGACAACGCAGGAAGCGCAGAGAUAGGCGGUGGUAUGUGCGCCCUUUGAAUACCACACGAGAUCGGGAUGGGGAAUUUGUUUCUCUGGUGCUUCCAAUGCGAAGCCUGGACGAGGAGAGGCAUUUCCAAUAUUUCCGUAUGUCGGCGCCAAAGUUCGAUGAUCUCCUUUCGCGAGUCAUCCGUUACCUUCCCGACUCACACCAAAACCACCGGAACCCGAUCGGGGCUACCCAAAGGCUUGCGGUUACCUUGAGGUACCUGGCAACCGGCAUCGGCCUGCAAGCUCUUUCGGCGAGCUACAAGAUGGGCACCAGCACUGUGUCGGGCAUCGUGGAGGAGAUGUGUUCUGCCAUCUGGGACGCCCUUCAGGGGGAGUUCGUGGCCUUUCCUUCCCGCGGUCAGUGGCAGGACAUAGCGGAGGAAUUUUGGAGGCAGUGGCAGUUUCCCCUGUGUGUCGGGGCGAUUGACGGGAAGCAUGUCAGACUCAGAGCUCCAGCACGAUCGGGAAGUGACUACUACAACUACAAAGGUUUUUUUUCAAUUGCCCUUAUGGCUGCUGCUGAUGCCAACUACAGAUUCAUUUAUGUAGAUGUUGGCGCAUACGGGCGUGAGAGCGAUGGAGGUGUCUUGGGUCGCAGUGCCUUCGGAUCCAGACUGGCAGAGGGCAACCUCAAUCUACCCGCCCCUGCUGUCCUACCAGGCACCACAACGCCCAGUCCUUAUUUUUUUCUGGGGGAUGAGGCCUUUCCCCUACAGGUGAACCUGAUGCGUCCCUAUCCAGGUACUAACCUGCAGGAUAGGAAGCGCAUCUACAACUACCGACAGGCCAGGGCGAGACGCGUAGUGGAGAAUGCCUUUGGCAUAUUGGCUGCGCGCUUCAGAAUCUUUGGCCGUCCAAUUGACUGCCAACCUGAAAAGGCGGUGAAGAUUGUGAAGGCGUGCGUGGCUCUCCACAACUUCCUGGCAUCCACCGAACGAGCCAGAUACAUGCCCGCCUCCUUUGUGGAUACGACCGCUGACACCGGAGAGGUCCAGCCUGGAGAGUGGAGGCAGCAUGUCGAGGGGGACCGGAAUAGGCUCCUCGUGGUGGUGGUUGUGGUGGUGCCGGUGUUGGUGGUGGUGUACGUUGGCUCCUAG